Messenger RNA from Micropterus salmoides (largemouth bass), 800 nucleotides. RefSeq names its product coxsackievirus and adenovirus receptor homolog. The annotation marks the transcript as partial. The transcript has 6 exons. The record is from RefSeq and is a predicted model, not a curated record. NCBI's taxonomy places the organism in Eukaryota, Metazoa, Chordata, Actinopteri, Centrarchiformes, Centrarchidae.
UGCCAGACAUUUGGAUGUAGUAUCUGCAUUCAGGGCCACUAUGUUCAGACACAGCUGCAGUCGUUUGAGGUUGGCUUUCUUCCUCAGUUGUCCACCUUGGUUGUCCGCCUUCUUCUUAUUCACUGCAAGUCUCUUGAGCACAGAAUUGAAAUCCACACGUGGGGUGCAGGUGACGUCCACCGGCACACAGACCAUCCAAAAGGCAGAAGGAGAGAGUGUGACUCUGGGCUGCAGUUACACACUGAGCCCUUUGGACACUGGAGAACUUGACAUUGAAUGGUCUUUGGUCAGUCAAGACACCACGCAGAAAGAUCAGAUGCUCCUAUCCUAUACCAGCGGCACUAAAUACAUCCAUGGUGACCACGCUCCUACACAAGGACUCAGCUUUGCUGCUCAGGACCCCUCAAUGGGUGACGCUUCACUCUCAAUUGCUCAGCUGUCACCUGCUCAUAGUGCAACGUACCAGUGUAAAGUGAAGAAAUCACCUGGAGUGGACAUGCACAAGGUGUCACUGGUGGUAAUGGCGAGGCCGUCUGUGCCUAAAUGCUGGGUGGAGGGAGGGGAGCUGAUCGGAGAGGCUGUGUCUCUGCACUGCAAGUCUGCAAAAGGUUCCCCUCCCUUAAAAUACACAUGGAGGAGAGAAAGUGCAGGCCCCAUCCCUGCUGCAGCCACACAGAGUAAUGUGACUGGGGAGGUGAAAAUCAGCAACCACUCGAAGAGCCUUGCAGGAUUCUAUCUUUGUGAGGUGAACAACGCUGUUGGAGCCGAACACUGCAGGAUCAACCUGAAAGCAAACAAAC